CAGAGUCGCUAUCUCGCCGGCGAGAUAUCUCCUAUCGCUCUCUUUCGACAUUGCUGAACUUCGAGUGAUAACUUUCAACCGGAAGUAUUUACUACCUGCGCCAAUCGGACAAUCCUUCCAAAAGCGAAGAUGAGUUUCAAUCCUAUGAAAUGGAAAACGAGAUCUAUUUUAUAUAGCUUUCUAGGAAUUUUACUUCUUUAUGUACUAUUUGUUUAUAAGAAGAAACAUCAAGUGAUGUUCGAGGGCAUCAUAAAUAAGUCAGAUCCCAAACUAGUGUGGGAGUUCGUGGCUGAUUUUAGCAACAUGAAAAAAUUAAAUCCAACAAUAGAGGACUUUAAUAUGCUUGACGAAGGCGGGAAUUACGAUCACUGGAAAUAUUCCGUACGGUAUACGGAACAUCUAAGUCAUUUACCGAUGAUCCGUAACGUAGCGCACGGAUACUACGCCGUUAAACCGGACAACCAUGGCUACGUCAUCAGUUCCAGGCAUCUGACUUGCUUCUUCCUUGAUUUUGGCUGUUUGGAAUCUAUUUCGCAAUUCAGAUUCGAAGUACAUGGCACGGAAGAUACGAGAUGCAUUGAGACCGUACAGUAUGAAUGCCCAAUCGCAUUCUCGCCACUAUGUCACAGGGAGGUCAUGUAUCAACGGAAAGAAAUCCUGAAGAGGCUGAAAUCUGAGUUUGCUGUUAAUAACAGAAGAGAGAAUUAGAAUCACUAGCGAAAUGUUACUUACACAUGAUGUAUUUCUAGCU
Molecule: messenger RNA, 751 nt
Organism: Atta colombica
Lineage: Eukaryota; Metazoa; Arthropoda; Insecta; Hymenoptera; Formicidae
Exons: 4
Coding region: 130-708 (192 amino acids)
Source: RefSeq, a predicted model, not a curated record